Oikopleura dioica is the source of this 834-nucleotide messenger RNA. The record is from the annotation of a GenBank genome assembly. NCBI's taxonomy places the organism in Eukaryota, Metazoa, Chordata, Appendicularia, Copelata, Oikopleuridae.
AUGAGUGUAUUAGACGAGUUUCUACCAAGACACGUAUCUGAGAAGAGGAAUAAAGUUUGUUUCGAUGAUGAGGAUUCCGACGAAGAGGAGUCAGACUCAGACUCCACUGACGGGCUUGAAAGCAAUGAUUCCGACGAGCAUGAAGUCACGAAUGACGGGGACUUUGAGUUUGACGAAGUUUAUGUUCCUGGACAACAUGAUGGGACUUACACGGAAUAUGUCGCCGAAGACUCUCCAGCUGAGCUAGAAGCAGCUGCUAAAGAAUUGCUUGAAUUGUCUGACUCGGACGAGAAUGUCGCUGAUGAAUCUUACCAAGCCGAAGAUGUAUCAGAAUUAGAUGAAGAUGAAAGUGUGUCCGACGAAGAAGAGCUGAAUCUAGAAAGUGAACGUUGGGACAAGUUUCGAUUACCCGAAGAGGAAGCUCCAGAGGAAGAUCCCGUCGACGAGUUAGCCAACAUGUUCGACAACGAAUUAUCUAUUCUUGGUGUUUCGGAAGAUGAAUACGCGGCGUUAAUUUUCAGCAAGGCUUGGGAAGAGCAAUUGCGUCUCGUGAAAGAAGGAAAGAAUGUUGAUUUUUCAGAAGACAACGAGUUUCUUCAAUUUUGGGAAAAGCAGGGGCAAAUGCUUACUUGGAAGAAUAUUGUGAUGAAACAGAUUGACAUCGAGAAGAAUGAGGUUGAUUUUCCAGAGCAGUUGACUGAAGAGCGUAGAAGCCAGGUCGAGGAGACCUGGAAUGAAUCAGCUGAUGAAGUUUACGCAGCCUGUCAGCUUUACUGGUCCAGUUGGCGCCGCGAGUUCAAUAAGACUGUUGGCCGCUCUCACUAUGACGAGUGA